Messenger RNA from Rotaria sordida, 345 nucleotides. The record is from the annotation of a GenBank genome assembly. NCBI's taxonomy places the organism in Eukaryota, Metazoa, Rotifera, Eurotatoria, Philodinida, Philodinidae.
AUGUGUUACAUUGAAAAGAAUAUUCCAUCUCAUGCUAAUUCUCAUCAACAACAUAUACUUGCCAUUAGUCGCAAUCUACGUCGAUAUUAUAUUGCACGAAUACUUAACUUAAAUGCGACUGUUACAUCUGAACGUCGUUUAUCAACUAAUUUAAGAAAUGAAUUAGAUUAUAAAAGAAAUGAAUUAGAUUAUGAAAGAAAUGAAUUAGCUUAUGAAAGAAAUGAAAAUGUCUCACUUAAUAAUCAAUUAACAAAUGAAAGAUUAUAUCAAGCUGAAAUUGUUAUCGAUGAUAUUAUUGUAGAAAUUGAGAAUAAAGAAGAAGUAGUUCGAUUUUAUUUGACAUAA